This is a messenger RNA of Neoarius graeffei (lesser salmon catfish), 4586 nucleotides long. RefSeq names its product calcitonin receptor-like a (gene calcrla). Gene Ontology annotation, molecular function: calcitonin receptor activity; calcitonin gene-related peptide receptor activity; adrenomedullin receptor activity. The transcript is spliced from 14 exons. Gene Ontology annotation, biological process: cell surface receptor signaling pathway; adenylate cyclase-activating G protein-coupled receptor signaling pathway; angiogenesis. Gene Ontology annotation, cellular component: plasma membrane. NCBI's taxonomy places the organism in Eukaryota, Metazoa, Chordata, Actinopteri, Siluriformes, Ariidae. The record is from RefSeq and is a predicted model, not a curated record. The coding region runs from base 244 to 1656 and encodes 470 amino acids.
ACUCUGCAGAAGUGAACCUGCACACACUGGAGUCGCUGCUCACACAGCAGAUCAGAUCAGACUGGAGUGGAGACAGUGCUCUCUCUCUCUCUCUCUCUCUCUCUCCCGGGUCUGAAUACCUGCACCUUGGAAUAUUAACCCCAGGUCUGAACUCUUGACCUGCUGAAGCGUGGCCUUGAGCACUGUGACUCUCCUGCCUGAAGGACAUACUGUGCCUUGCAUGCAAUAAAGAGCAGACUGGAGAUGCUGGAAAAGAAGAUGGACUGGCGGUGGAUGGUUCCUUUGUUUCUGUUCGGGAUCAUAGCAGAGGUCGCUGUAACAGCGAGUCUGGAGGUGAACGACAGCCAGGAGGAGACCACUAGUAAUGUAUACGGUAAUAUGGGAUCCACCAGACAGAAGAUCAUGACGGCGCAGUUCGAGUGCUAUCAGAAGAUCAUGAAGGACAGCAGCAAUGUCAAAGCUGGACUGAUGUGUAACCGAACGUGGGAUGGGUGGCUGUGUUGGGACGACACAGACGCUGGCGUAUCUGCUCACCAGAACUGUCCUGACCACUUUCAGGACUUUGACCCGGCAGAAACAGUCACUAAGGUGUGCAUGGAUAACGGCCAGUGGUUUAGGCAUCCAGACAGCAACAGGACAUGGACCAAUUUCACCAGAUGUAAUGCACACAGUAAAGAAAGCAGAAUGACUGCCAUAAACCUGCUCUACUUAGCCCUGAUAGGACACGGGCUGUCUCUGAUCUCCUUGUUUAUUUCACUUGGGAUAUUUUUCCACUUUAAGAGUUUGAGCUGCCAGAGAAUCACCCUGCACAAAAACCUCUUCUUUUCCUUCAUCUUGAACUCCAUCAUCACCAUCAUCUGGUUAACAGCUGUGGCCAGUAACCAGGAACUAGUGCAGAGAAAUCCGACCAGCUGUAAAGUUUCUCAGUUUUUCCAUCUCUACCUGUUCGGGUGUAACUACUUCUGGAUGCUGUGUGAGGGAAUUUACCUCCACACGCUCAUCGUCGUGGCUGUGUUUGCCCAAAAACAGCAUUUAAUGUGGUACUAUCUUCUCGGAUGGGGCUUCCCACUGUUACCUACUAUAAUACACACCAUAGCCAGAAGUUAUUAUUAUGAUGACAACUGCUGGAUCAGUUCAAACACGUCUCUGCUGUACAUCAUCCACGGGCCGAUCUGCGCCGCACUGUUGAUCAAUCUCUUUUUCCUGCUCAACAUCGUGCGUGUCCUCAUCACCAAGCUGAAGGUGACGCACCAGGCCGAGUCAAGUCUGUACAUGAAGGCAGUGCGUGCCACUCUUAUUCUCGUCCCUCUGUUGGGAAUCCAGUUCGUCCUCCUGCCCUAUAAACCUGCGGGGCGUGUCUUAUCUGAGAUCUAUGACUAUGUCAUGAACAUCUUAAUGCAUUAUCAGGGUCUUCUGGUGGCCACCAUCUUCUGCUUCUUUAACGGAGAGGUACAGAGCGUGUUACGGAGACACUGGAAUCAGUAUCGGAUGCAGUUUGGCAGUGCGAUGGCUCAAGCCGAGGCGCUCAGAUCGACGUCCUACACAGCCUCGUCCAUCGUCGAGGUGCAGGGCUGCUACAGCAUCGACGGCCACAGCGAACACUUAAACGGCAAGAGCUACCUCGAAGCUGAGAAAUCCGAAAAUUCCUUCAACUGAGCAUAACGCUGAACAUGACAAGGCAGCGCUCUGAUCGUUUCUGAGUUGCCACUGCGAAGAUCACAUGACUGCGUUGACCCAGAGUUCUCUGCUGAAUCAAGAUGGAUGAUUUUAAGAAGGAAGGUUUACUGCUCUCACACUGCCUUAUUAUCUUACACAGCAUUCUCUAACUCUCUAAAUUCUUACUCUCUAAGAAAAUUAAAAUUAAAUAAAUGGUGACACUUUAAGAGACACGUAAUAAUCUAGUCAUUGAUCAUCCAUAAUGAAGAGGAUUAAGCAUUAGUUGCCUUCUAAGCAUAGAAACCAAAGAAAAGUAACAUACAAGUGAUUAACACUGAUGACAGUCAUAUGUGUAAUAUUCAGUGUGUAAAAUGACACUUUUAAAAAUAUUUUAUUGAUGAAAUCUUUUCAGGGAAAUUCAGUUGCCUGCUAAACUCAUCAAUGUGAGAAAACGUGACUCACCAAGCAAGUUAUUGUGCCAUAAAUUGUAACAGCAUGUCAAAAUAUUUGCAUAAUAUGCAAAUAUAUUUUGUCAUAUUGGAUAAUUGGACAAAUGCAAUUUGAAUAUUUUUAAUUUGAAUGAUGGUAUUUUUGUGGAAGCACGUUUUCAAUAACUUGCUAAACGCGUCUUGAAGCUCUGCAGAGAUGACGUUUGGUUGAUAAGGAACAGGUUGAAUAAAAAGAAGACGGACGUAAGCUGUGAAUAAAGACGGCUGUAAAAAUAAAAUUUUUUAUUGUCAUAAUUACGAGUUCGAUAGAUCUGAAUGUACUGGUUCUUUUUAAUUAUAAAGACAGUUAAGUUUAAAUGGAGCUGAAACAAAAAUGCUGAAGUGGCGAUAAAAUAAAUAUCCUGCACGACCAAUUUAAUAGUUCAUCGACACAUUUUAAUUUUUACUUAGUGUUAAGUAAAGGUUAACGAGUAGUUAAGUAAUUAUAUAUACAUAUAUAUGUAUCAAGCUAAUCAAUGAGUUCAAAUAAUACACUGAAAAACUGACAUCUCACGACAUCAAGUGAAAAUAUUUUGAAUUUAGCCAAAAUCAAGUAAUAUUAUUAUAAUAUAAUUAUAAGUUGACAAUAAACCAAAUACAAGGUUUUUAAACCUAUUUCUAGCUAUUUUUACUCAUUUCAAGUGUUAAAUGUUUGUGUUCUUAAUUUGUUGCCAGAUAAUAAUGCUUUUUUCUAAAAAUAAAUGAUUAGCAAAAUUAUCUGCCAAUAGAACACGCUUACAAAGAGUUUUAAAAAAGAUGAGUUGUAAGGUUAUAGUAAGAAAUACUAGAUACAUUUGACUAUAUGAUAUUUCUAAUAACUGUUUUUUUUGUGCAGAGUAGUUCACUGAAAAUAAAACUAAUCUCUUUCAAUCUCUCCCAACGAUGUCUGAUGUCAGACUAAUGUACCUAAGAGUUAAUGUAGCUGACCAGUGUAACACACGGCCAUACAUCCUAAUACAAUCUUCAUAUAAUCACUGCACAUCCUCUACUAUUUUAGGAGCAACUACAUUAGUAAAUAAAUGACUCAUCCCUUAAAGUAUUACCAAUUCAUAUAAUUAACAGUUAUUCCAUGAAAUCAAGUCAUACAUGAGCCGAUAGGCGACGAGGCGCUUAGCACCGAGAUUGAGUGGAAUAACUGUUUUAUUCUGUCCACAUUCACUGGAUAUGAGCAAUCGCACGCUCUGAUUGGCUACUCUACUACUAGGAUAUCAGCUCAUAUACCAUGAGUAGAGAAAAACAAAAUGGCGGAGCGUGCUGCUGAACCAACUGAGGACGAAAUAAAAACUCUACUUGAAAACAAAACCCCCAAAAAUACAAAAAAGCAACAAAAUAAGGAAUAAAAGUAUUUGAUGGUAAGAACAUAUCUGUUUUAUUUUUCAAGAAUUAUUAUCACAUUUUUCACAAAUUGCUCCUGUCAUUUCGCCGGUUUGUUUACAUUCUAAGCUGAAAUGAUUUUGUGGGACGUUUUGUAUAAAGUUUUUAUUUAUUGAAUUUUCUAAAAAUAAAAAUGUUCCGUUUCUCAAAAUCCAGUGAAUGUGGAGAGAAUAAAACAGUUAUUCCACUCAAUCUCAGUGCUACGCGCCUCGUCGCCCAUCAGCUCAUGUACGACUCGAUUUCAUGGAAUAACUGUUAAAUAUAUUUAUAUAUACACAUGGCAUUUAAAGUAUUUGUAGUUACUGGGCUAUUUUGUAAAGGCAUUGAAUUGUAAAUAAUAUUUUAUUUUAUGACAUCAUUUUUCUUUUCUUUCCUCAUUUGAAUAAAGCUGAAAUAUUUGUCGGCGCCCCUCAUACGCUUUGCUGACUUGUGCUGGAUGAAAAGAGUUGCAUUUUUACUAAACGUUGUACAAAAAGAAAUAUAAUGUACGUAUAAAUAUAUGAAUAUAUAAAUCUAUAUGUACUCCUGUUCAGGGAGACAGCCAGUAUGAUUUUAUAUGUUAUAUUCAGGAUAUUACUGUAAACUAAUGAUGUUGUGGUGGUGUUUAUAUUCAUGCAUCAUGUCUCAUCUGUAAGCCACAUCAAAGUUUAAAGUAUUUAACAGUUCAAAAUCCAUAAAGCACCCAUGACAGUCCUGCACUUACAUGUCAUAUUAUAUUCAGAUCCAGCCUGGACAGGUUUGGUAGGAUGGAUUUGUCAAAAUACUGUACUGACUGGGAUCGAUUUUACAGCAGGCCACAUCAUUUUAAUCCGGAAUAAAAUCCAUUCACAAGAAAACAGAAAGAUAUAUUACUUCUAAGCUGACUUAAUUGGGCAUUGUGUGUGUGUUUAAGCAGGUGCAUUCCCAUAGUGAAAAUCACAAUCUGUAUGACUUUGUUUGUUUGUUUGUGUUUUUUGUGAUGUACUGUAAAAAGUGAUACUGUAGUGAGUAACAAUGUCUUGGAUAUCAGCAAACUCAACUGUUUCUCUUUUUAAACAAAGAUUAUUAAACCCAUUUAUAGAUACUUUA